Xiphias gladius (swordfish) is the source of this 1980-nucleotide messenger RNA. Its product is annotated as macrophage mannose receptor 1-like. Gene Ontology annotation, molecular function: signaling receptor activity. The record is from RefSeq and is a predicted model, not a curated record. Gene Ontology annotation, cellular component: plasma membrane. NCBI's taxonomy places the organism in Eukaryota, Metazoa, Chordata, Actinopteri, Istiophoriformes, Xiphiidae. Bases 92 to 1879 code for a protein of 595 amino acids. The transcript has 12 exons. Gene Ontology annotation, biological process: receptor-mediated endocytosis.
UCCACAGUCAUUCAGACAAGUCUCAGAUCCCUCGCCUCGACAAUGCAUCAAUAGAAUCUUUGGCUUCAAGAAAUUUAGGAAAAUUCUAACAAUGAAGAUAACUUGUACAACCUUUGUGCUCCUUAUCCAAACAUUGAAAUGUUUGGCUUCAGAUGAUUCACCAUUUCAACUAACUUCCAAGGCCACUGGAUUAUGUUUGGUUAAAGUAAAUAACUACUGCAGUAGCAUACGCUGGACAACUGGUGACCGACUUCUGGUUCAACAGAGGAAUAAGUGCCUUGGAGUCCAGGGGAAAAGUGUGGGAAGUGAAAUAAGCCUCUACAACUGUGAUGAAAACGAUGAACUCCAAAAGUGGGAAUGCAAGAAUGAAACAAUGCUCGCUCUCAAAGGCCAGGAGCUUUACAUUGAGCUCAAUUCAGAUAGCGCAGCAGUUCUUUCCAGAACAAUUGGACCCAAUAACCACUUCACAAUUUCAGGGACUUCCAGCGGCGCUUGCACAAGAACAUACAGAGAAUUUUACACCAUUGGAGGAAAUGCAAAUGGCAGGACCUGCAUGUUUCCCUUCCAGUACAAAAACGUGUGGUACUCAGACUGCAUUAAAUUGGACUCCUCGAAAAGGCGUAUGUGGUGUGCGGUUGAAACAAAAUAUGAACAUGAACUCUGGGGCUACUGCCCAACUAACUCCAAAGAACACUGGAACAAACACCCAACAACAGGAGCGUAUUACCAGCUCAAUACACAGUCAGCUCUGUCUUGGUCCCAGGCUGAAUUCAGCUGCAAACAGCAAGUCUCCUCACUGCUCAGCAUCACCGAUCCUAACGAGCAGGCUUAUGUCUUAGCACUACUAGCAGAAGGGGGCAGGGGACAGGGGGACAAGCUUUGGACUGGAUUGACUCUGGAUCCAGACCAUGGCUGGCAGUGGUCUAACGGGAAGCCUUACCGUUAUCUGAAUUGGGAAUCAGGACAUCCACUUCCUAAUCCAGGAUACAGCUGUGCAAUGGUUGAUGGUAUCGAAGAGUACUCCUGGCAAAGUUCAACAUGCACCAAAAAACUGGGCUACAUCUGCUACAGUGAUGGAGCUGUGACUCCUCCUACUGAAGCUGUUAAGACAGGAUUUUGUUCAAGCCCUUGGAUUCCCUACAAUGGUCACUGCUUCCACCUUAGUCGCACUCAAAAAACAUGGUCUGAUGCUCAUAAAGUGUGCCGCAAGGAAGGAGGGGACCUAGUCAGCAUCCACAAUGUGGAGGAACAAAGCUUUGUCAUCUCUCAACUUGGAUAUGCAUCCACUGAUGAACUUUGGAUUGGACUGAAUGACAGGAAGACAGAGAGACUGUUUGACUGGAGUGACCACUCUACCGUCAGCUUCACCAGCUGGGAGUUUGGGAAACCUGCUGUCUUCACAGAGCAAGAAGACUGUGUUCUCAUCAGGGGAGAGAAUGGGAACUGGGCUGACCGUGUGUGUGGGGAGAAACACGGCUUCAUUUGUAUGAAGACGAGUGCCUCUGAUCCUCCUGGUGAUGAAAUGGAGCAGAAUAUAGGCUGCAAAACUGGAUGGAAAAGGCAUGGCUCCUACUGCUACUUUGUAGGGACAGAGACAAAGACAUUUGAUGAGGCCAAAGACGACUGCAAGAGCUCAGAUUCCUACUUAGCCGAUGUUUCAACUGGAGUGGACAAUGCAUUCCUUGUCAGCUUGGUGGGGUUGAGGUCAGAGAAAUACUUCUGGCUAGGGCUCUCAAACCAGAAAAACAUUGAGGUAUUUGUGUGGACCAACACAGACUCCGUAAGGUUUACUCACUGGAACGCUGAAAUGCCAGGGCUGUGUUGCCAUGACAACUGGGAUUUUUGCUGGCCUCUGGGAUGUGUUGCCCUGCACCAAUAAAGAGAAAUACAUCUGCAAACACCUGGCAGAGGGGGCAGUUUUAACCCCUGCCCCACCGACUGUUCCCCCUCCCAAGUGUGCAGAUGACUGGACUCAAGUGG